This is a messenger RNA of Zophobas morio, 1375 nucleotides long. RefSeq lists its product as uncharacterized. Bases 30 to 1016 code for a protein of 328 amino acids. The record is from RefSeq and is a predicted model, not a curated record. The transcript is spliced from 7 exons. Gene Ontology annotation, molecular function: 8-oxo-dGDP phosphatase activity. Lineage: Eukaryota; Metazoa; Arthropoda; Insecta; Coleoptera; Tenebrionidae.
ACCAUCUGUCAAUAAAGUCAAGCUACACAAUGUCAGUGCAUCAUUCCGAAGAGAACAUGUCAAGAUUGCUGAAACUCGCCCAAAAAUUCAAUUGCUUUUACUUGUCAGGUCUUUCGACGGGCGAUUGCAGGCCUUUUGUCGUCGAAGGCUUCCAAGUGGGAUUAGUACGUCCAGAUGUGAUGAAGCAACUCCUCAAAUUUCCAGAAGUUUUUCGAAUUACCACUGGUUGCGUCGAACUAAACCCUGCUUUUAGAGAUUACGAGGAACGCAGUAUUCAAGUAGACAAAGUUUUGCGCGAAUUGCGCGCAGGAAGCGUAUUUAUAGCUCUCAAGGGUUGGCGCGAUGAGUGUUACGAAGUCAAAACGGAUUUCACGUCGACGAGUCUUCUCAAGAUGGACCGUUCCGCGACGUGUCUCUUCGGUAUAAGAAACUAUGGCGUGGAUAUAAACGGCUAUGUGAGACACCCCAAAUUAGGUUUAUGUAUAUGGCUGCAAAAACGCUCGCCUACAAAACAAACUUGGCCAGGUAAAUGGGACAACAUGGUUGGAGGGGGGUUAUCUGUGGGUCACGGUAUUAUAGAAACGGCUCACAAAGAAGCCAUGGAGGAAGCGUCAAUACCACCCGAACUGAUGAAAAACAUAGUUAGCGCGGGAUGCGUUUCGUUUUUUUUCGAAUCUGAACGGGGAUUGUUCCCCAAUACAGAGUUUGUGUUUGAUUUGGAACUUCCAUUAGAUUUUAUUCCAGAAAAUGCUGAUGGCGAGGUUGAAACUUUUGAGUUGCUUCCAGCUGCACAAUGCUUAGAGAAGUUGUUCAGUGCCGAUUUUAAGACGACGAGCGUUCCGGUUGCGUUAGAUUUUUUGAUAAGGCACGGCUUGGUCACGCCAGAGAAUGAGAAAGAGUUCAUAAAGGUUGUGGAGUUGCUGCACGUACCGCUCCAGAGUAUUUACAGUUACAGCCACGUGCUCAUCAACAGUGACGUCAAGGAAAAUGGCAUCGCGAAAAUGAAUAGUGCAUAAAUGCUUCGGCCGUUUUUUGGUACAGGUUACGGUUUUUUGGUAGAAUAGAAAAGAAGUGAGCCUUAAAGGAUUUCCUAAUUUAUUUUACAGAGUUGCAAUUUUUCAAUACAAGUAGAGAGCUUUUGUAAUUAUUGUAUAUUUUGUCUAAUUUAUUUACAAUUUUAUACAAUGUAGAAAACUAGAAGUAAUACUGGAAAGAAUUUAUUUAUUAGUAUACAUACUGAGAAUCAUCACAGUUUAUAUUGUGUGAUUUUACGUACUACUUGUGAUAAUACAUUUAUUGUUUUUGGAUGUACUUACGUGUACUCAACGAAUUGUAUUUAUUACGAUCAUAUACAACAAUAAAACUCCAAGGCAUU